Molecule: messenger RNA, 25796 nt
Organism: Spirometra erinaceieuropaei
Lineage: Eukaryota; Metazoa; Platyhelminthes; Cestoda; Diphyllobothriidea; Diphyllobothriidae
Source: the annotation of a GenBank genome assembly
AUGGGCUCUCGACUUAGCUUCUCCUCACGCCAAGAACCCACUGGUCUUACACCACAUCAUAAUUCGGAAGCCGAAAGUCAUGCUCACACAUCCGAUCCACGUAUCCGGAGUCUUUCUCACAUGCCGAUCUCAAGCGAGUCUGCAGCACGACACCCACGAAACUCCUCUGAACGUCGCCGUUCUGCUCAAGCAGACGUAGCUCGCCAAAAUGAAGCCUCAGUCAUGGCGCUGAAUCGUCUAAUUGCAGAAUUAGAAAACAGUGGACUGUCUACUGAAGACGCCCAACUCCUACGCCUCAUUCAAAACUACCGAUCCUCCUCGUCAAGUGGUCAUGAUUUCGAAAGCGGCUCGCGGCGGACUGCUCGGUCUCAGUCGCUUGCGGACUCUUGGCUGCUUGUUGACCCAGCCGGCGCCUCAAGACCACAUCCUCGUCACUCCGGUCCACCACCUCGGCAUAGGCGUGCCCGCCGCGGGAGGACGACCUCAACAACGAUACCCGGAGAGAACGAGGAGAGGAAUGAAGCCUCUACCAGCAGACCUACAGAGGGCGCUGCUUCCGGUCCAGUAAGACUAACCGCAGCCGGUCGUCACGCUCUCCUCUCUCUGGCAGCUGCUUCUCGAAAUCUUAACUGGCGCGAGGAACUUCUUCUCCUAGAUGGUGUGUUUUGAUACUCUUGAUUUUGUUACUUUAUUUGACCUCGUUCAAGUGCCUAGUACCUGUACUUCUAGUAACCACCAUCGCAUUAUGUUGCAUGGAAGUUCCAUGUGGGCCUUUUCUCCUCUUUAUAACGUCAUUCGGAGUGGUUAAAGAUAAAUGAAUAAAAGGACUGCGCCUCCACCUGCGUGUCCUGAAGUAUUGGGGACGAUUUCCACUUUGACCCUUUGCAUGUCCUCAAAGUGUACAUGCUGAAGGACUGACUGAGUUUCCUCGACGCAUUUGCCGACCAGGACGGAGACGGGGGCUGCCUGUUUGCUUAGCUGAUAACUGCCCGACUCAUUGACGGUUUAUAGAUAGUUAGCUGCAAAAUAGUCACAUCCUUGGCUCUGAAUAUGCCGACACUGACAUUACGGACAUUGAAGAAGUUCCUGUUGCCGGUAUCGAGUUGGGUCGAGAAUAUUAUCUGAGAACCGGGUUACGUUUUUCUUAAAUCUCUUAACCGCACUGGCGCGCAAGUUUUUUUAACGGCGAUUUCCUCGUUAUACGCUGAACCCUAGGCAUAGAUUCUCCACAGGUCGAGGGGGUUUUACUCUAACUUGUGGCUCUCAUGGCCGUAGGAUGCUGUAGUAUGAUUCGCAUCUAUCGCUUUGUUGAGGAAAACUAAUGAUUGAAUGCAGUUUUGUCGAGGACUGACGUUGUCGGCCAAGCAUUCACUCUCGCAUGCGAAUCUAUGUCUUAUGACUUCCCAUCCAUCCGUGCCCUCAUUUCACAAUCAGCUGUAGGAUGUCUAUCUAACCAACACUGCCCUACCUAGAUUCACAGAAGCGGUUUGCGUAAGUGUCUGGAAAUUUCUUUUAAAACAAAGCAGUAAGUGUACCUGAUGUAUCUUACUCACGUUCUGUUACUUUCCCUCUCCCUCUCUCUCCGGUCUCCGCGCUGCAGCUUUCUCAAAUUUACUGGUAGAGGGAUUUAUCUUUUGUGUUGCCCAAGCCCGUUGCCUUACAAAGCUGGACCACUUUAUUUCUGCGUCACUUCUGAAGGUGUGGGUUUUUCUCCUGCUAGUCGACAGUGGAAGUGUGUCUAGCGCUUCCUGAAAGUCACCCUGAGUACUUCCGAACAGUUAAUGCAGGAUAGCAUGAAUUUGCUGCCAGCCUAUCAUGUGCAGUCUUUGAUUAUUUCUUCAUUACUUUCUACCAUUGCGAAAGUCUAUACGUCCAAUAGCGUCAGGAGAACACCAGACAAAAGCCCCACUUCUGCACUGUUUCCCCCCGCCCAUUGCGGACCUUUAUGCUGAUGUCAGGAAGGGCUGAGCCUUACUGCGCCUUGCCCCCUGGUUGUGGUCAUGAUAGGCAAUGGAGAACUCGGCCACUACGUCCAGUUAUUGUCCUAGACACUGAUUGCCCGGCGAACUAUUUUGCAAUGUAACUUCCCAUCACAUAAGUCGUCGGAGGCGAUAACUUUAUGACUGCCUAGUGUAGUGCCCCGGAUGCUGGUCUCUCACUGCUGCCGGCGAAUUCGCUGACUCGUCUUUAUUCCCUAAAAUCUUGCCGAAAAUCUCUACAAUACCUCUUUUCCCUGUCACACUAACAUCUCUCAUUGGAUGUGACGAGCGGUAAUUGAUCAAGCAAUAAUACUGAAAGGUCGUCUGAGAGCGUAAUUUUCAGAUGACCUUAGGUCAGGCAUUAGCAUCGGUAAUUCAGCCAGUAUGUCGGUGGAUUUCGUUUCACCUGGAAAUUACGGUGUCCUCCUAAGCUCUACUCUCUACGGUCAUCGAGGUCUAGGACUGACUGAUGACCGUAAACAAGUCCUUUUCCGUGUUUCUUGCUUUGAGCUACCCCGAACCCGCUGUGUAAGGUCAUAGUUCAACGCAGAAAAAAUGUCCCAUUAGAACCGGAUGGACAUUCUGUAAUUUUCUAGUAAGUCACUUUAAUCUCACUCCUCAUAUCUCAAUCCUGCAGUUGGGUGCUCAUAUCUUCACACUUUUCCCUUUGAUUGGAGACUGACUUGGUCCGAGUCACUAGUAUGCUGGCAUCAUGAGAUCACUGAAUAAUCGUGCUGCCUCCGCCAUUUACUGCAGACUCGAGUCGCCUCUCUCUCUCUCUACCAACCUCUCGCUCUCUUAAAACGACUUGAGUGCAGUCCACACCGAUGUCGUCAGCUUGUUACCAGAAUCGACGCACUUUUUCACGCCCCCCUGCCGCAGGCCAACACCUUAGAUAAUGCAGGUUUCGUUAAGGCAGGCUAUUUGAUCUUACAACACACUGUGAUCGCAGACUUUCGAACGCGGCGUACUUUGAACCUGCCAUGGCUUCUGCUUCUGUCGAGCUCACCUGUGAACCCACAACCCCCUGUAUCUCACCAUGUCUUGACCAAGUAAGUAUGCUAAAUUUUGCAUUUCCAGUAAGCUCACAUCACAACUAUUCAUGCCGGAUUUGUUAAAGAUUAUGAUUUCUACAAGCUGUGAUUCUUGUUUCACACUUUAGUGUGGUAGAUUCCAGUUAAUUUAGUCCAUAGCUUACUUUGACUAGAUGUUUCAUCUCUAUUUUAUCAACCUUUUACUUAUGUGGCGGUCGUCUACAUUUACGCACGCAUAAUUCCAGAAGUUCCGAAUACCUGGCUCAGGUUAGCGUGGCGUUUAUAUGGGCCCCAAGGCGUGCCGUCUAUAACCUACAUUCGCAAAUUCACAACACAUCUAUGUCUACAUCGACAUGGUUCACAAAUUCUUAGGCAAAGUUUCAUAAUGUGGGGCUGAAUAAAUCAAGGCCAGCAGGAAGAGUAGCUGCACUCUGCUGAUGAUGAAAAUGAGGAAGUUUUCGAAACGUAAAUACGAAUAAAAUCUGGUCCAUGAUCUCAUCCCUUCUUUUUUGUCUUCGUCGGGGAAUGAUGAGCGCGAUCCUAACUACAUUGGUGUGGGUGACGCGCCUUCUCCACAUGUUUAUAUACCUCACUUCAUAAGGCCCGUGGCGUACUGAUGAUCGGUACCGACCGUGAAACAGCUGUCUGUAUCUGGCCUGCAGCACACUUGAUGAGCUGCCUGCGUAAUAUGUGUGGAAUGUGUCCUAUGGCACAGUGUUUGUUGUCGCCAAUAGCAAGCUGGCGGACGGACGGAAUGGGAUGGUCAAUUCUGACUUGUUAGCCGUCGUCAGCUAGUCGUACCCAACCCCGAGGUGUGGAACACCUGAGGAUCGAGCUCGCGAUCUGUUUGAAGUCCAACGCCUCUAACCAUUGGGCCACGGGCCCGUCGGUAAUAACAUACUGCCUAUCUCAUGCGUCGCCGUGCGGCUGCUGGUCUGGCUCGAGAGAGAGAGCACGCAAGGCACAACGGAACGAGUAAGUUCCGCAAGAACGAUCGGUUAGCGCCCCCUAGCAUUGUAUAUUCCCGAUCCAAACUGACAGGACAACGGGCCCGUGGCCCAGUGGUUAGGACGUCGGAUUCUAAAUAACAGGUCUCGAGUUCGGGCCCCGGGUUUUCCCCAGCUCGAGGUUGGGUAUGACUGGCUAACGACGAUUAACAGGCCAAAAAUAAUCAUGUCAGUCUCCCUUGUCUUUGCCAGUAAUAUUAUUCCUCCUACAUAUAUGCAUACAGAAGGAGAUUACCGAAGAAGAUGAGGGAGACUAAAAUGGCCAUUUCUACCUUAGUCGUCGUCAGCCAGUCGUACCCAACUCGUGUUCAGGAUGACCUGAGUUUCGAACGUGGGCCCACUGGACAUUGAACGUUAAGCAGUUCAACGCCCUGACAUUGAGUCACGAGCUCGUUGUCCUGAUCUUUAACUCCGCAUAUGCCCGACUUCGUUGGGCGGGACCCAGAUCUCACAUAAUUCCGAGCGUCAUAAGGGUCAUGCUAAGAUCCAUUGCAGCCUGAUUCUCACUUAAUAGUAGGAUCGAGUUAACUCGUCCAUUGGCCACCUUCCAAGUCGCGGCCCUUAACCUGUCGUAAUAAUUUUGCAACUUGUCCAGUCCCAUAUGGUGAGCUAAACACCUCACCGAACUCGCCUUCUCAUCCUUCCGCCAUGUGCCAGUGACUUGUCUGAGUCAAGCCGACUCGAUGUGUAGCUGAUCUCGGUGACUGGUGUGACAUGACAUCUACGCGUGUCAUAUAGGCUCGAGUUUCAGAGAGAUGAAAUGUCCCCUUUUAAUGAAUCGGCACAGUCUGGUCAUAGUUCGUUUAACCACCGACUGCCUAUGACAUAGUGAGUUCGCUAGUUUCUGGCGUUUUUCACUCAUCUGCCAGACACCUCUAUGCACAUAUCCAAUGGAAAUUCUACCAGAAGACCACUAUCAGGUAUGUGAAGGUGUGCGCCGACUUCUUGUGCGCAGGACGCGUUGUAAGCCACCUACUGCGAGUGUGCCCUUCAUGUCCUAGUCUGGUUGACCCAUGGUCGUCGCUGCCUGUCCGCUAAAACAGAGGAGCACCAAGAAAUGCGGACCAGACUCUGCAGUACCUUCGUGAAGUUUAUAAAGGCCUUUGAUGCAGUGGGCUCCGGCAAAUUAUGCUGAGAAUCGCAUGUCCGGAGCUUUUUGCGCGGAUGGUGCGACAACUCCAGGACGAAGUAAUGACUUGUGUCACGGACAGUUGGCCAGUCUCGGAAGCAUUCGCGGUGAUACGUGUCGUAAAGCAGCAGCGCUGCGUACUUGCUCUAAUCCCCUUCAGUUCGCCAUGCUGAUGGAUGCCUACCGUGAGGACCGGCCAGGAAUAAAUACUUUCUAUCGAACUGACUGAUACUUGCGUAACAUCCAUCGUAUCCUGGCGUCCACGCGGGCCUCCCUGACCAGUGUUCAUGAUCUCCUGUUCACUAAUGAUUACGCACGGCGAAACGGAUGUUCAGCGGAGCUUGCGUCUUGAAUUACUAUACGGAAACUUGAUUUACUGGGACGUUUUCUCUCCCAUUUACCUGAACCCCCCCCCUGGUUUAUCGUCGUGCGCGACUUCGGACUGAACGUGCUUUGCCAGUCAGAACUUUGUGCUGCGUGAAGUAUGUCUCGGGGCAGGCAGUGCAGAGCAGGCAACUCACGUAGUAAAAAAAACUUCCCUUCCAGUCAAGCUCAAAACACCGGCUGCUCGACAUCUCACCUGUCGACUUCAGAUCUGCUCAAUGUGAGUUUAUUGGAGAUUCCUUCCGGACUCGCGUGAGAAACCAAUUUCAUUCUGUGGGAUUGUUCUCCCUGUAUGUUCAUCAAGAGUCUGACCUUGCUGGUGAGGGGUAUUUUGCAUAAGAAGCAGCCCCACAGAGCUGCCGACAAUGUUAGACUGACUUUCGCAACAUUUCCCCUCCACGAAGCCCUGGACAGGAAACUUGAAAAGGCAUUUGACGAAACUCAGAGGCCGCUCAAAGUCAAGCAGCUCAUGACGUUGCUCGAAUUUUAUCUAGAAGUACUUACCUUUGCUGGAAUAACCUUUGAACAGAUAGAAAGAUCUCCGACCGCCCUCCCACCCUCUCCCCCUCCCCAUAUCUGGUUCAGUGACAGAACUGAUCCUACAUAAGUUAAGCAGACUGUCUUCAUCCAACAUGAGCCGAUCUUUUGCUACUGUUGCGUCGACGAUGCACGUCUACUGUCGUCAAGGCCAUGCUGCAGGAUUUCCAUAACCUGAUCAACAUUACUUCCUCAAAUAUACAAUUCAUGAGGGAAGAAUAAAAGGGACGGCGGCUGCUCUUCCUUGGGGUGUUUUUCAGGCAAAGUCCCAACAGUGAAGUGGAGACGAAGGUCCUACAGGAAGGCCAAAAAAACACCACACAAUUUGUCCGUUUCCACAGCAACGAUCCGCUGACUCACAAACGAAACUUUUGUGAGAACGCCCCUGUAAAAGGAUUCGGACUCACUACAGCAACCUAGGAGAAGAAGCAUGCGUGGCCUGCUGUGCGAAGACCUUUGUAAACCGAUAGCUACGUUUUCGCUCCCCGAGGAUCCAGAUGGAAGCACCGUCGAGGCGAUGGCGACCGGGCGCGUUGUCGUGGAACUAGGUGUUGUAGUUGUAUACCGGCUCAAAGCUACUGUGCGCAGCAAAAUCAUGAACACUGAGGAUCGACUAAACCUCAGGGUACAGUCACAUGUAGUGUGUAGUAUCUCGUGCCUAAACUGUCCUGGUAAUCACACAGGUCGGACCGAACGAAUGCACGAGUCGUGUAUACACGAGCACCAGCUGAGCGUGCGACGGGGUGGCGAAUUAUCGAGACGAGUCACGAGUUUCACUUCGCAGUCGCCGAGAUAAUUGCUCAUGCUGGAAGCAAGAAAAGCCGUGAGUUAGUUGAAACCUGGGUCUCGGAUGAGAACUUAGUCAUCCAGUCAUUGAUCUGGCGUUGGCAUGAGCAGUCACCUCCAAACCUGUGACACUGAUCGUUUAUUGGCUGGCGACCCCUGUAACUGUUGUGUGUUGUUGUUGCUGUCGUCUCUGAGACUGGACCCCUGCACGUGUUCAAAAGCUCGGAAUAUUAAACAAAUGGUCCCUGGGCUCUAUCAGUCUCCCCCUUCUUACCCGUAUAUUUGACUAGAACUCGAACGCUGGUGUUCCUCAGUGAAAUCUAAGUUCUACGUUGUUAAAUAAGCCGUAGUCGCGGAAUUUUCCACGAAGCAGCUGAGGUGCAAUUGUUCGGUACCUUCUCGAGCCCAUGCUAGACAGCCUCAUCACUAAUAAACCUCCUGUUGAGGAUUGCUGAUUUACUCAGCAGUUUGCCAAACAAUCUGACGCGCCCUUGUCAACUGGGACAAAGCUGUUUCACGAGACAUUUCUUGAAGGUCCUAUUAUGCAAAAGUCACAUUAGGGCUCGCCUCAGACAAUAUAAUAUGUUAUAUACUGGUCAUUAAUUUAGCUGAUCAAAUCUAACUGCCUGUUCCUCAAAUCCCCGUGGACGCAUUGCAUUGGUUGAGUCGUUCGUUUGGGAUUUCUACAUUCAUACUGCUCUGAAGUCCCAUCCGGAGACUUGGCUUUCUUUUCUGCCGUUCUAAGCUGUUUCCCGCCUCUUGUCUACGUUGCUUACCUUUCCCCCCUUUCAUCGCAUAAGGGCGUCACCCGGUAAAGUCCUUUUUCUACACAAACGGCCCAGUUUAGCACUUCUUGGAAGUUGUAGAGGCCUUUGAUUUCCCCUGUGAUCCCCACCCACCAGGCGUAUGCCGCUCGGCAUUGGUUUCAUUUGUAAGGCUCUAGACUUUUCAUAGUUUUCCCAACAACUGUCCUUAAUAGUGGUAGCGGAGACGCUAACCGUUACGGAACUCACUCGUCCCGUUAUGCCUUGGGCUCUCUCAGACCUCGCUAGCAGCCGCACCGCGGCUCGCAAUAUAGGCAGAAUGACAGUGGUUUGAUGGUUAGGUCGCGAGCUCGAGCCUUGGGGGUUGCAUACCUCGGGGGCUGGUGACGGCCAAUAAGCCAGUCUGCCGUGUCUUUGUAAGUAAUGUCAUUCUCCCUGUUCUUAAUCUUCGCCUAUCUCCCUGGUCGUUCCUGUCGUCUCGAAUCCUUGACCUUCUAACCGCUAGGUGCUAAUCACCCCUGCAAGAAAGGGUCGUCGCAUUCAUUUAAUAUCACUUCCCGGACCACCUCUGUGCUGCAUCUGCUUUGUUUAAGUUACUUUCUCUGGUCAGAUGUGGUUAUAUAGCCCCACCCGAAGUAAGCAAACUCCAGCCGCCUGUAAUACGGGACCGGUGGUAAUAGAGAGUUUUUACAGGUGGGACCGGAAAACGCACAGACGACGAGGUCAAGUAGUUGUGUGCAAAAGAAAACCUAUUGGGAAUGCGCGGUUGUACUUUGCGUGGUUGAGAAAUAGUCGCUCUAACCCUAACGCCAAUUCCAACAGUACUGUGUCUAUCAGGUGGGGCCACAUGACCACAUAUUACCCUUUCUCUUAUUUUAUUUGCCUUUAUUCACGUAUUCCCCUCUUAAGUCUGGUCGCUUCCAAGCCGUCGUAAAAACCUGCCCCCCCCCACCCCUCCAAGGUAACCUCGUCUUUACAUCGAAUUUUAAUAAUACUGUUUUCUGCGCAUUCCCUCCCAUCAAAGCAGCUCGCCAUCCGCCCCCCCCCUCCCGUUCCUCCACGCCACGUAUGCAUUCCAUAGUCCGCCUACCUGUAAGCAGGCUACUACUGGUGGUGCCUUCCUAGUUUUUCUACCAUUGGCUUUCUGAUACACCUGUCGUGAUUCCACACAGAGCUGUGUAGUUUUACCUGAGCCUUUUUACCUUCUGUCUAUGGAGGCUUUUUGCUGUCGAAAUGUCAGGAAGGCGAGCUUACGGUUCCGGAGGUCCGCCCCUCUCAUUUUGUUCUUUGGCCAUAGAAGAGUCCAGUAUCGACAAAAAGACUUUAGUGCUCUAAUAAUGAGUUGGCGAAAGUUUUAACAGGUCAGAGUCAUAAACGCUUAUUUCGGACUCUGGACUCUCUCUCCCUAGUAAUGUGCCAUCCGAUUAAGAUGGCAUGCUACUGAGAUGCGUAUCUUCUCACCUACUCGUGAUUUCGUCCUUUUACUUCCCUUUGCUGCCUUCAGGGGGUGUUUCUGACUGGCGUGAGAGACCGGCAGCGCGAUUUCAAACCCCCUCCCCCCCCCCCUCUAAACUCCUCUUGUUGGUUGUCAAAGCGUGCACUUUUAGCCGCUGCACAGGCUGAGCAACAAAAGUGCAUGCCAGGCUGACUAACUUGUCCUUUCUCUCUCUCUCUCUCCUUGUCAUUGGUGUGCAAAUUCGCCCUGUUGUGGAGCCCAUGGUGAAUGCCGUCGGCAACGCCAAUCGAAUUCUCAGCGCCUCUCAGUUGAUGACCGACUGGUUACCGGGCCUUUGAUGGGCCGGGCUAAAUGCAAACCAUGGCCCUCGCAGCCUGGUGUGCGCUGGCAUCUGAUUUCCCGCCAGUAGCUGCGCAUGCGCUCCCGCUGGGUAUGCAAGCCGUGUACACGGUUGCCCAGUGGCCUGUGUCAUCCUCUCCUGACUGUUUUUGUUGUUGCUUAAAAUCCUGGUCAAGUGUUUGUUGGGAACCAGGGGGGGGGGGGUAUUAGUACGCCGAGGUGUGAGCUCGGCCGGGUCAUCUACCUGCGCCCUCUCCCGCCUCCAGUCCUCUUGUUUAUGUCUUGACACCGGGUCCAGGUGGGGGAGGAGGGGAGAGUGCGGUAGAUGCUGUGCAAGUCUAUCCGCACUAUAAAGUAAUUGAUGCACAAGUAACCGUACCUACUGUCACCCUGCUAAGGAGCACACGGUGGGCAUCGACGACAACGACGGGCGAACUGUCGUAUGAGUAAGGAAAGAUGAGACUGGUCGAUCACCAGAACCAUUUAUUCAUUUUUCUGAGUUUUCGAACAGGAGUCCAUCGGUAGAACUGGCAGUGACAACGAAACAAAUGACAGCUAUAGAGACCGUGGCCAAUCAACGACCAAUGCCUCAGAUCUGGAGGUGGCUGCCCGGGGCUCUCUGUGUCGGCGCCGGACCAAUACAUCGACUGACUACUUUGUCAUCCGAGGCCCAGACAACAAUCUUGCUUCUGGCUGUCAUGAGGAGGUAUCCUGGUGUAGGGCAUCUUGUCCCGUGCUUUAAUUGUCCUUGUACUUAUACAGGUCAUACCGAUCACAUGCUCCAAUCGUGCAUGUGCGAGCUUAAGUUGGCUGUGCGAUCGAGUGACAAGCCAUCACAAGGGGUUGCCCACACCUUUAAAACAGGUCACGCGUUCAAAUUCGCAGUCGCCAAAAUAAUUACUCAAGCUGGAAGCCGAGUGCUAAUUGUAACCUGGGUCUCUGGGAUGAACUUGCUCAAUCGAUUAUUGAUCUGGUACCGGCAUGCAGGACCCUGCGCAGUCACCUCCAGACUUGAGACACUGAUCAGUGACCCCCUGUAACUGCCGCUUGUUCCGUUGCUAUUGUCAUCUCGGACGGUUGACUGUUGCACGUUUUCGAGAGCUCAGAAAAAUAAACGCCGGUGCUCGGUCGGUCUCUAUGCUAUGUAUGCUUUAUUCGCUACGUUUCUCUUACAGCUACCUCACCGCCGUAGUUCACUUCUUACCUCUGUCAACAGUUUAUACGACCUGGUAUACACAUAACAUAAAUAAGUAUAUUUUUUGUCUGUUGGUGCUUGUUUGGAAUGUGUGCUCAUUCAUACUGUUGGACCCUCAUCAAGAAGCCGCUGAAGCGCUCUCUGAUAUCAUUUUUUUUCUGUUCCUCCUCCAUCCCUAGGCGCUGAUCGUCGUUGCAUCUUCUGCAAGCGUAUUGUCCCGCACGAUGAAUACGAUCUGCACUACGUCAUGUGCCUCACGCGUCCGCGGGUCACCUACAAUGGUACGUUUCCUUACUUGAUGUCUGUCAUCCAAAGUUCGAUGAAAGUAUUUGGUGCCUGACGUUCCAGGCUUACCGUCCGCUAUUAAAAGUCAAAUGAAGCCGGAAACUUGCCGAUUUAUGGCACAAUUAUCUCCUCCUCUGCUUUCUCCGUGUAACUGGCGUUGUCAGUGGAUAUUUGGUCGUCAAAACAGCCUAGAAGGUUUCCUGUGCGUCUCAGUCUACGUGUAUCCAUCGCCGCCACCGUUGGUGUUAGAUAUUUCAGGUGACCCGUGGUUCGGGAAGGAAAAAGAUAUGGUUUGGGGCUAAGUUGUCUCCACUGACAGCUAGACGCCGCCAACGUUUGUAAUUGCUGUCAGCCGGAAGGAAAGUGGCAUCAUAAGUCCCUGCAUGUCGCGCACGACUUUCCCCAGCCUAACGGGCUGUGUGUUCGACCGUCUCAGGCGUCUUCGCAGCCCGGCUUGGGAUUUUGUGUUCUGCUAAAAGUAGCCGUUUUGUUGACGAGUUGUACGCCAUUCAUGUGUGCCGGCCGAUGCAUACCAACCGAAUUCUUGCAUUCACACUCCUCUUAACCGAUUGAGGGUGGUUUGGGAUGUUUUGUCGCGGCUCUUCCAUUAGCUUUGGAGGGAUUUUUUCCCAGUGAAUAGUCCCCUCUGCCAUGCUAUUCUGUUUUGGCAGACUAGUUUACAAAAUUUGACUCGUCUUAACGUAGUGCCAGUUAUCAGCCCUUCUUGUCUCCAAUUGCAACGUCAGAUGUUAUCCGCAGGGUCGACCUCGCCAUCUCCCACUCUCUCUCUCUCUCUCUCUCUCUUUCUCUCUCUAUCCCCCUGCACGGAGCGAACUCAAACGCAAUGGCGGGUUAAUAGCAACUCGAGUUGGCUAAACACCAAACAUCCUCGUUAUCUCUCGCAUGCCACAGCACGGUUGGGCCCCUAGUCGGCAAGAGCCACGACAGUUCAACCGUCGCGACCGGCGAUGUCCACCGUGGGCUCCACAGUGGGACGAGAACAGGGACGGUGACUUGCGCAUGACUUCUUUUAUAGUGAUAGUGGGCUUUCGCUGCAUCUACCGCACUCUCUCCUCGUCCUUCCCUGUCUGGGCCCAGACAAAGUCAGAAAGACCGAAGGCAGAAGGGAGCGCGGGUGGCUGGCACGACGAUUUAACCCGCACCUUGGCGUACCACCACACCCCCCUGGUCCACAACAGACACUGACCAGGAUUUUAUGGCGCCAAAAAAUAGGAGAGAGUGCGACGGCACGGAUUCCAAUUGGCUCGGAGUAAGUCUUCAAAUGGGCCUGCCCCCAAAUCCCCCAGAAUGUUGGCAUUGCUUAUGGGGUGCGCAUUCCCCAUAACGCCUCCCGGACUCCAGCCCCCUUGUUGGUCCAGUGCAUCUACCGCGUAGCCUGUUUUAGGGUAAGCGCCUCACUUCACGCCCUCGAGUCCUGCAGCCGACAGAAUCGGCACAAGGGCACGCUGAAAAGAAACCACUGUCAUGCAACUCUGUCUGUGAUAUCUCACGGGUUGGCAACCGCCGAAGCCACGACUUUUAAGGCGUCCUGAUAGCCAAAAAAUACGCGCUGGAUGUGUUUCAUUGGCGAAGGGCCACACGACAUUGGGUGCACUCUCAGUUUUCCUCCCUUUUUGUACACUGUUGCUAUCAACGCAAACAAGUCGCGUUUUUUGAGCUCUGGGUUUUUUCUGUGACAGUUUAUUUUCGCCCACUGCAUAAUGUUCCGCUCCUACAGUAGGUGGACUAACUUAUGAAAUGUCAACCGAAAUUUCGAAAUGCGCUCUCGUUAUGAAAAUAUUAAUUAAGUAGGGUUGUAAAACUAACCAUCACGUAGCAUAAUUCUAUAAUGAUCCAGUUACCUCAGGGUGUCGGCUUUUGAAUGGACUUAUUUUCAACUGUAUGCAAGAACUAUGCAUGCAUAAAAAUAUUCAUUCUUUUACUUAUUCGGUAGGAAAUCACGUCUUCUUCCGAUUUUAUAGUCGAAAGGAGAGUAUAAUUCGGUUUUAAAAAACUAAUUCCCGAAUAAUUCUGAACCCGACCUGCUGUUACACUUGCAUUCAGGGUUCCAAAACUACAAGCUGUAUAUUUUCCGUGUACGGAAAAUCAUGCAUUUCUCUGCGGUGUUAAGAGGAGACUAUAUGAGAUUCAUAAAAUUAAGCAGUGGAUUUGAGCACUAUUGUUAACUUUACAAGCCACAUUCGUAAAUGCGAAUACAUGAAGUUUUAUGAACGGCCAUUUCGCGGUAUUAAAAAAUCUCACAAUUGGAAACUUUUUUUGAAACCGAACUACACCCUUCUUUCGGGAAUAAGAUUGGAAGAAGACGUGAUUUUCUACCGAAUAAGUAAAAGAAUGAAUAUUUUAUGCAUGCUUUCUAUGAGAUAUAAUCGAAUUUUUUAAGGGCAUCGAAAAUAAAGGAGGAAACUGCAUGCCUAUUAAGUAGUCAUUUUUUGUAGAGGAUAGUUCUUGCAUGCAGUCGGAAAUAAGUUCAUUCGAAAGCCAACACCCUGAGGUAACUGGUUCAUCAUAGAAUUAUGCUGCAUGGUGAGUAGUUUUACAACCCUACUUGAUUAAUCUUUUGGAAACGAAAACGCAUUUCGGAAUUUCGGUUGACAUUUCAUGACUUAGCCCAUCUACAGUAGACAGUUUGUCGAGAGUAAACCUCCAAGCACGGUUGGACGCGCUUUGCCUAGCCAGAGAGCGGGGGGAGUACUGCCCUGUAGCACACGAUGUGGGAUCCACUUCUGAACUGCCGUCAUUAGUGCACUUCCACCUUGCCACAUGUAGGCAGGGAUUCAUGCAUUUAAUAAGUUGGGGUCAUUUUAAAGGCUCGACACUUUAUGGAUUUGGGGUUCGGGAGGUACGCAGACAGCCUUCUCUGCACUCGUUCUCCCUUGUUUGACCUUGCUCCGAUUCCCAGUAGGUCCUCUGUUAUAUUUUGACACGCAAGUUAAGUACCUCGAUUAUGAUACCGGUUCAUGCCGUCAUUCUGCAACACGCGCGAGUGAGUUGCUGACUUCCUGAUCAGCCACUUGACCUAAGUGCCCAGUUGGACUUCCUAUACUAUACUCUUCUAUUGAAAAUGCUAGAUGUGAGGAGAGAGCUUGAAAUCAACCUUCCAUGGGUCACAACCGCCCACCCCUACCCCAGGUUCUUGCAGAUCCCGAGGCGCAAACCGCUACACGUGCACGCCCCAUUAGCUGAUGAUGAUGUUAGCGUCGGGUGUGCCAUCCAGAGAUGGUCGUUGACAUUCGUUUACCACCCUGUUCAGUAGCUGUCUCUACCAAUCUACUGUUCUCGUUUAGUUUUGGCACUCGGCUCCUUCGUUGUGCUUAUAAUAUGUUGUUGACAUUUUACGCGAUCUAAUCAGAACCCAGGACCGCAGGUCUUCAUUACUAGACUCGUGGCUGAUUUCUGUGCUACUAACUAGCGCCAGCUGUGGGCGAAAGGUAGUUUGGCGCUUCAAACUCCUCUCCGCACUUUUCUUCUCAGGCCAUUCUUCAGUGACCCUGCCCACACAAGUUCUGCUAAAACCCCAUGAGCAUGUUCAAUUCGCGUUUACUUUGGUCUGACGAAUUUUUGUACUUUGCUCAUAGUAUCACUAGGCCAGGACCAGUCGGAGUUCCUAUGAGAAAUGGACCGGCAAAUUUACCCACGAGCUGAGCGCUUGCUUCAUCGUAGGCUCAACCAGCCGGUCCAUUGUUUUUCGACGUUGACUGCUGACCCACUGUUGAGGCUUUGCUUCUCGACGAUACCAGCUAGUUAUACGCCUUCAGCCCACUCGGCGGCUUGUGCUAUUGAGACAUUCUCGCCAUUUUCUGAGCAUUGCCAGCCGGCUCUGCUCUCUGCACACUGCCCACCUUGGUUGCAAAUCCAUCAAUUAGUCUCCGAACCUGCUGCUUCUGUGUACAGUCAUUCACUUCUUAGGUCGUAAUGAGGUCCGAAGAGCAAAAAAACGGUUAUAGAGGCAGCAUUUUAAUAGCCCGGUUUUACCAACGCCCCUAUCAUUUAUAAAAAAAAAAGGGGGGGGGGGGGAGUUGGUAUGAUACCUGUGUGUGUUUAUCGUUUCCCGUUUGGUGUCUGAAGUGGGAGAGUAGCCAAGGUUGGGUAUGCGGUUUCAAUGGCCGCCGCUGCUGCCACCACUACCAGCACCGAUGUUUGCAACCUGAAGGAGAACUGGCUGCAACCCAUAGCCGUUGCGUCGUAGUUACUACUUUUUUGCUCCGCUUGUUGGUGGCGUUCAUUAGACGGUUGAUAGCCACCAUAAGCCUGCACAGCACGCACGCCCGGGCGACGGACCGAUCCGGACUGUGCUUUGCUUCUUGCGCCAGCAGAUGCAGCGAUGUCGUCAAGCCGGCAAAGUGCAUAGGCGCACGGCCGCUGACACAGCAAGUCCAGAAAAGGUAGUUGGCUCAGCGCCGUGGUGUUGCCUCGACGUGUUUGUACUGCACGCACAUUGGACAUAAUCGUGCAGGCAGGGAUUGUGUUUGCAUCCCGUUGCGCACUCUGUGUUGUGACUGUGGUUCAUCGUCUGGCCACGGCCACGAGGGGGCACAUUGUGCACAUGUUUGUCUCCAAAACGGGUGCGGGAGAAGGCGGGUGUUGAGGUGUCAGGCUGAGAGCCGUCUGGAUGAAAUCGGGUUUGUUUUGGUGUAGAAAUGGAGGGUGGAGGGGGGGGGGGGUGUCAUGGUCCGCUUUGGUCAAGAAUUGGCCUCGCUGUUCAUCAGGCGUCCUGAUUUAUUCUUUCAACUGGAUCACAGUAUAUGGGAGACAAGAGAAUGAGACAUAUUAGCAGGUGUCUGUCGGCGGAUUUUAAUGAUUCAAUUGUGGGAAACUCGGCGAGAUUCGAACUCGCAAUAGGAAAGGCACGGCAGCCAACACUCUAACCACCCGAGUUACGAGGCUCCACUGGAAGCCGUCAGUUUAACCAUACUGGGAUCAAUUUGCUCGCCUGCUUGGGCAGUCUACUUACUGUACCAGUUUUGGUGGAUCCCAUACGUCGCGUUCGGCUGAGCGGGUCACUUGACACAACAUGUGAUCAAACUCCCGAUGGGUUAUCGUAACUCAGGUGAUCAGAGUGUUCGUUGUACCCAAGCUUUUACCUUGCUGUGUCGUAGGUUCAAAUCCCACCGAAGCCACCGAGUUUUCCACAAUUUAAUGAAUAAGACAUAUCCUGUGCAGCCGAUCCUCACUGUAAUUUUACUGGCACGUGUCUCAACAACCACGGUGUCAUUAUACUCGUGGUUUUAAAGGUUUAUGAGGAGUGUUGAAGUAAUUCUUUAGCGAGUGUCACUUUGUGAUAGCCAGCUUAUUUUUCAUAGAUGUUUUGGCAGAUUUUGAAUGUGAUUAAACUCGCGUCGUCCGGCGAGGCCUCGUAGCUCAAGUGGUUAGAGCUUUGGCUGUACUAAAGCCCUCCCCUUAGUGCGUGGGUUCGAAUCCCACCGAGGCGCCGAGUUUUUCACAGUUGGGUCACUAUCAACCUCAUUUUUAUAUAAUUUUUGCAGGAACCCCAUGAAUAAGAGAGAGGGGGGGGGCAGUUCUCACCCCCUCGUUCUCUCUCGCCCGUCUGAGCUCUGCAUUGCUCAUCUCGUUGCGCAAACCGCUCUAGUGCCAGCUGGUCACGUGACCGCGCCUCCUUUUUUUCGGAUCGCUGUCAGCACUCUUGCCCUUCUACACACCCUUGCCUGCCCUCAACGCGUUGUUUUCGCAUUGUGUGCUUGUGCCUGUUGAGUUUUUGGCAAUCAUCGAUUCGACACCGCUAGGCGACGUCCACUGCCUGGUGGAAGUUCACACGCCUAUCCUCUGCUCCAAAGUCCAUAAAAUAAUGAUUGAAAUUCCUCCGAGGGCUUUGAGCUCGGAAUUUUACUUGGUGUAGGAGCUCCGAGCGAAGCAUAGUCCCAAGCCGAUGAUUCUCACGUGGUUGCACUCUGCCUUGAGGCAAAGCCGUAAGUCUGUCAUACUAAGCAAACUCCUUUCUACCAGAACGCAGUAGACGGGCUAUCUCAUGAAAGGUUAACCGACAUUCGUGAGUGUGUUUCCGACUAGAAAGGAUUACUUGGGUGGGGGGUUAGCAUUGAUAAUCAUGCAGCACAAUCCCACAGUAUUUCAGUCACGCCAAGAUACCGGUCUUUGAAUGGGUUUCAUUUUGGCCGCCUACGUUAAACCGCACUCGGCAAAAGUUGCCGCUUAGGUAGUUUGAAUUUUCCCGUUUAUUUUUGAUGCCCUUAUAAAUUCAAACACAUCUUGUAGAAAACAUGCAUGAGAAUAAUCUUGUACCCACUUGGUUAAGAAUUACGGACGAAGAUGGAGAAUGUGAGUCUACUGAGAAUAUAAAGCCCAGUAACUCUUGCAAUACGGGAUGGUAACAUUCGUUUUAUCAGUAGGGUAGAUGGACGCGACAGUCAACGGAAUCGGCGCAAAGCACGGAUAAAACUCGCAUCUCUGCCGUCUGUUUGUUUUAUUACUCUACGGCGGUCCCUAAAGAUGCAAAUUAUGGGCGUGCAAACAGAAGGAAAACAGGCGAUCCUAGGCUAUUGUUUUUAAGAAUGUUGGAUUGGUUAAGACUGUAUGUGGCAGGCAAACUUCACUCUAACCCCAAUUUUUGACCCUACACUAAUCUUAAACCUAACUAAGACCUCAAACUCAACCACUCCCUUAACCUGUAAUGCUAACCCCUUACCGAAAAAUCCUUGCGCCAGCCCAAAUCCUAUUUCUGACUCUAAAUGCUAGCCCUAACCGCAAAACCCUGAAUCCUAACUCUUAGCGCCUCACCACAGUUAAACACAUGGCCUCUCAUGCCUGCCUAAAUCAAAUAAGUAGGUGUGUAUUACUAAUUUAAACUUGGGUUUGCAUAAUCGUUGCUGAAUUACGUUUCAAAAAAGAUAUCUUUCGGUUUUAAAACAGUUUUUUAGAUCUCGAAUCAUUUUGAACCGAGCACACAGCUGUACGAGCGUCUAGGGUUUCAGAAGGUCGCGCUGUACACUUUCCGUGAAGGGGAAGUCAUAUAUUUAUCUACAAUGUUAGGAAGACGUCAUAUAGGGCCCAUGAGAUUCUGCAAUGGGUGUGGACUGUGUCGUGUGCUUCAUAAACACCUUUAAUAAAUGUUCUGAUGCGAUGCUGUAUGAUUAGACAUCUCACGACCUUACGAAACCCAUAAUUGGAAACUUUUAAAACCGGAUGUCACCCUUUCUUCGAAUGCAAAGUUCGAAGAGGACGUAAAUCUCUACGAAAUUGGUCUAUGCAAAAAUACUGCGUGCGUGUUUUCUGCGAGAUAUGUUUGAAUGUAUAGGGCCCGUUGCAAGUCGAUGGGAAAACUUUAACACUACUUAGGUGGUUAUUUUUACCAAGUGUGGUUUAUGCAGCUGGCCGGAGGGAAAUUCACUGAAGAGUCGGCAUCCUGAAGUGACUGGAAUGUUGUGGGAUUAGCCUGCAUGAUAAUCAACAUUUUAACACCACUUAAGUAACCCUUUCUUAUUGAAACUACAUCUCAGAAUUUUGGCUAACAUCUCAGAGAUAGUCACUCCACUAUAUUUUGAAGCGGUGCUUGUGUCUUGUUUGCUUUCCACCUAUAUGUUACUUAUUUCAUAUUUUUCAUAUCCUCAAUAAGGGGCCUCUUGGCACUCAUAGACUAUUGCGGUAGAUACGACCCACUCUGCAUACCUUCCGAACGUCAGUAGGAAGCCUGCACGUACAUAGGUUACAUAAACGAGUACCUGUGAGUCGAAAAAAUGCACACUUUACAAAUGCUGGCGUUAUAUUCUUAUUUUAAGUUCAGCACUUUAAGUAGACGUAAGUUCCAACAGAAGAAGCACAGAGGGUGCACAUAAUUGCUAGAAAAUAUGAUGGAAUUCACACAAGCGAUGUAAAACAACGCGGGAAGUCUGCGCUGCUCGAACUUUUUUCGUCAUUCGUGACUGGUAAAAUUCUCGGUUGGGGAUUAUAUCUUAUGCCGAUUAUGUGGGCACGCUCAACCAAUCAGCCUUUACGUCUGAAGUUCAACCUAAAAAUUGACGUCAAUAUUUCAUGCAAGUUUUGGCGCGCGCUGCAUCCCCAGAAUGCUUUUGCCCCCCAUUCACUGCCUUACGACUGACCGUGUAUGCUGGUCUGUCUUGAAGUCCUGCGCCUCGGCAAAUUGAAUGUUCUACAUGUUGUCUGCUCGACUGUUACCGAAAGGACUUUUGGCCGCCCCCCCCCUCUGCCCUCUGUAAAGGGGGGGGGACGCCUCAGCCUUAAACAAAGAAAAAACUCAGUGGUUGACUUACAAGAAGGAGGCGCACUGAGACGGCAGUUAUGUCGAACUCUCUCCACUGCCCUUCGGCUAAUGCACUAUUCGCUGACCGGAUGACGAAGCUACUUUGCUCCGAGAAAAAUCAGUCUUGUCGGAUAACACCCAUGCCAGUGUGGACUUUCAGGUGCGUCGGUGAGAAGGUUCCACUAUUGGUGGCUCUAUGACUGUCGUCAAUCUACAGGCUUGCCUUAUCCUAGACGCACUGCACAUCUCAUACUCCACCCACGCUCUGAUUGAUGAUCGGUUCGAGCAUGAGUCUGAAAUGCCAGACUGAUGAAGCUCAUGUUUCAGCAAUCAAGUGCCUUCAUCAUAAAUGCUACCAAGGUCAACAUUAUUUCCACGUCUACCUCAGCCGAAUUCCUCUAUUUGUUUUGCCACUGUGCUAGGGAAUCGGGUUUCGCGAACUGCACGCUUGCAGCACCAGGCACAGUGGCCUUUCAUGGCGUCAUCUUGAAGAAGCGAUUUCUGUCACAGCUGAAAUUCCGUCUGCCAGUCGUACUUUGUCAAGUAAGGCUGCAGUAUUCCUCCGAGACGACUUUAUUACGUACUGUUAUUGCUUUUCCCAGUAGCCUUUUAAAGUCAAUCUCAGGAAGGAGUUGGAAAGAAGGGAAUUUAGCUUCAGCAGCCAGAUAUAAAACAAAGAAUGCAGUAUUUAUGGAUGUGUUUGCCGCGCAUUACCAUAUCUACCAAGACUCGUGGCCUCCACACCAUCGUAAUUGGGAUGAUAUUGUUUUUUUUCGAGCUAGUUCGUGUUCUGUCUGGCGGAGAUUUCAUCCUUGAUGAUGGUAAUUGGGGUGAUGAUUAGCUGACCGGUUGACUCCUCCGUAUUACACGUCGUUCUCGAGCAAAACCAGGUGUUGGCGGUCAAGCGCUCUUCUUCCCUGAUGUGGAUUCAUGAUGAGGGAAGGCGGGAACAAUCACCUGGUGUCCUUUUAUGCGCACGCAGUGGUUCGGAAGCCAAAGUAUUCAGGAGGGCAGCUAACUGUGAGAUUACGGAGCUUCAAAAGUAACCACCCAAUCAGCCACAACCAUGGUUGCUGCAUGAUAGGAUCGUGCCACUUUUUGCAGUCUUUUCAGCGGAAUAGCAUCUACUAAACUACGCCAUUGGCUGGAUUCGCGGAAGUACCCUGCACAGUUUUCGUACUUGGGUGUCCGCUGACUGGUCUUGUCCACGCCGAAUGUAUCUCUCUGCUAACCUCAAGCUUCGAUAAUUUUCAAUCAGUGGUGUCACGGUUGAACAGAAUCGAAAAAUCGGUCAGUUUAUCCAUAAGCAUCGGGAAGCCGAAAGCGUUUUUGAUAUGAAUCCCCGAUCAGGAGAACACAGCCUUUGCCAUCUUGAAGAAGUAGAUAGUUUCAUACAUCCUGGGGCGAAUUUGCUGCUGAAUGGGCAGACAUCUAUCCUGAGUCGAUGCUGCUCGCAGACUCUUCACUAUCCCCGGGAGGUGUCUAUACAGCCGGUGGAACAUCUUCAUCGCCGCAAAAAUACACACGUACCGGACGUCCGCCCUGUCUCUCCGCCUAUACGAUUGUGAAUCCUGGGUUGUGCGCGUGCAUGAUGGGCUCGAGAAUAAUUCUCGGAAUAAAGUAUGCCGACCGCAUCUCAAAUGCUGGAGUCCGCACUCGCUGCGCCAACAUCGCGAGUAUACCUGAGGGGCCACCCAGGAAAGACGACUGGAGGGGAUUUGGGCACGCUCUUCGUCGUCCGCCUCAUGAACUCAGUUCUGCUGCCUUCUAUCCGGCAGCGUUGCCCAUCUGGAGGCGUCGAGAGAAGGUGGACCGAAAACCGGACUUGACACAGUUCGCCAAGACUUGACGGUAGUGCUUGGACCUUCUGUAUUCGGCCUCCGUCGCUGGAAGAGAUAAUGCGUUGGGUUCUCUUGAUACGCCGCCGCAUAUCGUCCCGUAUGAUGAGGCACAAUCCGCGACAUCAUCGAGACCGGCUUGAUCAGGCCUGAUCCAAGCUGUAUCAAGUGCAGGUACUGAGACAGGACCUGCCACCACGCACCCCUAACGCCUUUUUUCACAUUCUGAUUGUCCUGCUGUCCCGUUUUCAAGCAAAUUUAAAUGUUCCGUGGGCCACAUCAGAGCGACCGUUUAUUAGGAAGUAAUCCUGGGUUUUUGCUCCGACGCGAACUGUCGCCAUCAGUUUGCACACAACACGAGGUCAGAUUGUCUGUGAAAGUUUCGUGGUUACGCUUUAGGGGCUCUGUGGGUUACGUUUUAUUUUCCAGUAAAAAAUCCUUAACUAAGUUUCUGACUUCUCCCCAGGGAAGGGAGAGAAAAACCUGACGCAGGAGUCGUCCACCAAGUCAUUUGUUUAGGACACUGCCUAUGCAUGGCUGACUGGCAUCGGUAGGUAAACUAUCCUAGUCUCCGCUAUCCUUUUUGAUGAUACUUCUCAAUUAUGGAUGGCUUGUCUCUAACCGAUUGCCUGUCUACGGGGACUCCGUGGCAAAGUGCAAAGACCCAUUUCCGUCGCAUAACCUAGGUAGAUCAGUUAGGGCAACUUCCAUGGGACUUGGAAGGACAUUGUAGGAAACGACGGUCAAGCUCUCUUGUCGUGGUCGGACGACGGAGCAUCGGGGGUUUUUUUCACUAGUGAUUGUGGAUGCUGGAGGUAGAGUUGCCGUGUUAUUGCAUUGUGUCAGGAGAUGUCCGGUGAGACUGAUCCGUGCGCGGAACUUCUGUUGGCAUCAGAGACAUGACGGAAGGAGUUGCUUGUUGGAAUUGUUACUCCGCGAGAUUUGAGACUUGCGAGCCACCCUCGCGGCUUUGACAGCUGCGAUCAUAUCGGCUUUGUACUAGAAACAAAACGAUCCAUUAUCUGCAGAAAUCCGCGAGCCAAUGAAAGAUCUUCGAUUUAUAUUUAAAUUGAAAAGUCAAGUUUUCGAACGCACGUUUUCGGUAAUUCUUCCUCAGGCCAAUACAAUUACAUCAACGAAUGAAAAUGUACAAAAUCAACAGUGUUUAUAGAUGCCUCAAGGGCUAUUAAGUCACUAAAUGUCCAUGCGCAUAAAAUCCGCGAAAGGCGAAACGUGAUAUAUCGAGGGAUUACUGUGCAUUUUAUUGUUUCCUCAGUUGGCGUUGAUGCGUUCGCCCUCACAGGUCAUAAUUUUACCGCCUUGACGUCAUUUAAAAUCUGCGACUGUCCUUCCUCCCUCAUGUUGUCUAAUACGAGUGUCCUCCCCCCCUAGAACGGGCCACGCUGGACCAGCACAGGAACUAGCUCGGGGUCCGCCAUGCAUUAUUGGGCUAUGCAUACAUGAGGGUGUGCGGUUGCACGUCAGACGCAGGCCCACGCCGAUCCCGCUCCCGGUCAUCUUGAGUCAGCCUUGACACCGGGCCUGGGUGGGUGAGGGAGGAGAGAUUGCGGUAACUGCCGCGCAUGUCACUGUAAACUAAUGCACGCGUAAAUCACCGUCCCAGCGAGUCCCAGGUUCUUGUUUCAGAGAAGAUGAACGCGCGGCCACUGGGAGAGUACAUUAGUCGGAGCUUUUGAUCUCGUACAGGAGGCCAGCUUCAGAGAUGUGAAAAUGCGGUGUCAGAUAAGCAGUUUUUGUAGUAGGGGGUAGGAGUGCAGGGGGUGGUGUUUGCGACAAAGCUAAGUCCACACUGUUUCACGGCGGCGUGACUGCGUGCACCCUUGGCUGGGAAUCGGGUCUCGCCUCUUGGCCGCGGGAACGGAGCGCGUGAUAGCAGGGGGUAUAUCAACUUGUCUGUGUCUGUGAGGUGGUGUCGGACACCCAGGCCUCCAGCAGUUCUCGCCCUGUCUUUUUGCUGGUCCGCGCUAUUAUCCGCGUGCUCGCAAAUUUAAAUUCGUGGCCUUCCUCCAGGGAGUGAGUAACGACCUGAGACAGCGGGCCGCCCCUCCGGAUUGCCCGUUUAUGCUCCGUUAUUCGCGAACUAAGCCGUCGUCCGGCCUGUCCUGUGUAGUGGCGAGGGCAGUCCUGGCAUGGGAUCUGAUAGUCGACACCCGAUUGUUCUUCUGCAUCCAGUCGCUCCUCAUUUGCAUGAUUUUGUUGCGCAUGGUCUCUGUCGGACGGUGAGCGAUAUCUGCGCCGAGCUCUUCAGCGAUAUGUCCCGUUGCUUCGGGCACAUAUGGCGGCUCUCCUCCGUUUGUUCGCCGUGGGCACGUGCGGAGGUAGCGGCUGACGAAGCUGUUUGGGUAUCCAUUCCUUGUCAGUUGCUCCCGAAGAUGUCGUAGUUCUGGUGCCCGUCCCUCCGGUUCACUGCAAUGCGUUUUUAUCGUUUAGAAAAUCGCCCCAACACUGCUGCGUUUAUGGGCCAUUGGGUGGUUACUAUGACAGUUGAGAAUCUGAGUCGUGUUAGUCUGCUUUCUGUACAUCGUGGUGCUGAAUUCGCCAUUGGGUGUGCGCGUGACGAUAACGUCAAGGAAAGGCAACUUUUCGGCAUACUCUUCUUUGUGAACUGAAUUUCGGAGAUUUCGUUAAGCAGGUCUUGGAAGUCUGCUAGUCUGCUUCUUUGAAUUCUAACAAGCGUGCCCUCUACGUACCAACGCCAAAACGGAGGUUCAUAGUGUUCGAAGGCAACUUUUUCCAGCUCCCGUAAGAUUAGUUUCACAACCACACUGGAUAUUGGCGAACGCAUCGAUGUUCCUUUGAUCUGCUUGUAUGUUCUGCCAUUGAAGGUGAAAGAGUUUUGUUGGCAGAAAGCAAAGAGUUGCAGUAAAUGGUUGAUUUUGAGAGGUCUGCUCGUUUCGUCGUAGUUCUCCUCGAGCUGUUUCUAUUAAACGUCGCGUGCUAUAUCCGGUUGGAUGAAUAUGAAUAGUGAAACCACGUCACAGGACAUCAUGAUUUGAUCUGGUCGCACAGUUCUUCUUCGGAUGUCGGCCAGGAAUUGGAUGGCCGAAUGACACUUGCUCGUCACGUUACCGUGUUAAAUGCCAUAAAACGACCUACUUGUAGCUAAUGUAGUAGGUCAUGCAUGUUACAUUUACCUUAAUGACAGCACUGGCGCCAGCUAAAAGCUCGGACACGUGUUUUGCCGGUUGUCUGCCUCCGCAUGGCACAGCUCCGAGGAGCUCCGCCGAUCAGUGGGUUGCCCAGCGUUACCCGUGUGUCCUCUGUUACGUACUCUAGUGGGCCGUCUUUUGAUUAACUGUGUCCAUUUCAGCCCGUCUCCCAGCGUUCUCCUUCCCUCCUUUUCAGAGGAUAAACUCCAGACCGACAAAGGCGAGUGUGCUAUCUGCUUAGAAGAUCUCAAGGUUGGUGACUCUAUCGCCCGCCUUCCCUGCCUUUGUAUUUAUCAUAAAAGGUAAGCUACUGUUUAUUUAUGUCCCCUAGGUGUUUGGAUCCAUACGCAUUAUUCCAGCCACCCGUUUAGGCGCUACUUUUUCGCACGAUCAUAGCGUUACCCCCUGCACUUUCCUUACUGUCGUUUUUUAAUGCCGGUCUUUAAACUCUUGCUUACUUACUGCUCAAGUCGUUACCCUCUUGGUUUUCAAGUAAUUGGCUAAACACAGCCUGCCUGCAUGUAAACAUACCCAUUGCCUCUCACACACGCACACAAAUUAUCGUGCGCUGUCCACCUUGUAGCAUUUAAAUUUGUGGUGUAUCGUUAGUUCAUAAGUGUCUCCACAAUCCUUUCGUGUAUGUGCUGUUCGGGGAGAAGCUAGGAGGGUAUUGCAUUUUCCGAAUGUUCUGUUAUUCUCUACACGUCACGCUGCUAACAUUUGUUCAUAGUAAUAAGGUUUUGUCCAGUACGUUUGUUCCUUUUGCAUUGCUUUUGUUUUUUUAUCCUGCCCAGCACUAUGGCAAGUCUCCUCUCGGUACACUUUUUACAUUUUGACAAAUUUGACAACCAACCUCUACUUCUCCAGUGGUGACCUUUUUGUCUGUGAUUUACUUUGCUGCAACCUAUUCGCAGACUUCUGGAUUUUUGAUUUAGCGACGAACUAUGCCGAAAGCGGGCCGACUUUUUACUGAUUUUGUAACUGAAUUCGGACACACAGUCUUCAUCUUUCCUACUGCUCCACAUUAAGUACUCAGAAAUCUGGUAGGGCAGAGAUAUGUGCACCUCACCUCUUCCUCUUACAAAGCAUACUGGACAGACAGCACAAAUAUGAGUUUACCUUUUUAUAUGUUUUAAAAGCACCACAUUUCCUCUCCUAAAAGGCCCCCUAUUGUAGGUGGACGGGAAAGGGAGUACAUACAUCCGUGUCCGACCAGAGAUAUUCUUCCGCGUAUAGGUGCUCCGUUUGUAACUAAUUUGCUUUUUUCCUGCAUGUGUUUCUGAUCCGCACGCCCUUUCGGCAAGUUGUGGGAUGAUAAAACGCGUUCGUUUUCGACCUGCUUUUUGACUCCUUGAAUUUGAAUUCGUUCAAGCUAGUUUGUACGCACUUCUUGAUCGAAGACAACUAGAUUAGGACUGACAAUUACAUAUGUUCUAACUGUUUUCUCAUAAGGUCUAGAUGGCAAAUAUUAAUAGAACUAAGCUUUUUCGCCUUUCCUAUUCCUCGAAGUACUUCAGUCCACGCAGGUUGACGCAUACAGGUGAGGAUCAUUCUCAUCCCUUUCUGAUCUGUCUGCCUUUCCAGGUGCAUUGAUUUGUGGUUUCAACGUAAGCAAACCUGCCCCGAGCACCCCGGUGACUAG